GUUUUUUCUGCAAUGUCACAGUCAAUCAUUGAGAGUGUUUGCUGGUCGAGCUGAGUUUGAACGCUGAUACAUACAGCUGUUUCACCUAGAAAUGGCUUUUAAGGGAAAAAAGUUUUGGAGAUAUAUCUCUUUAUGUUUUUUUAGCUUUUCACUUAUUUACUUUGUAAUGUACUCUACAAAAAAAGGCUGCUUAGAGAGUGGGCUGCCGGACAUGGAACAUCUGAUCAAGCACAGUGCAGGAGAACUACAAGCUUGUUCAGCCAUCAUCCGAGGAGACAUGGAUGGAGUCAACAGCAAACACUUUGGCAACCUCCUUGCUGGGUGGAAAAAAGCUUCUCUUUUAUCUGAGUCUUUCUACCUAAAUGUCACAAAGGACUGUCAAGCUUUUGUAAGAGACAGUGGGUUUCUAACAGCUCCUUUGAGCAAAGAGGAAAGAGACUUUCCAAUCGCUUACUCUAUGGUUAUCCAUGAGAAGAUUGAGAUGUUUGAGAGGCUCCUGCGUGCUAUUUACACUCCUCAGAAUGUUUACUGUGUUCAUGUGGACCAGAAGUCACCUAAGAUCUUUUCUGAGGCUGUACAAGCUAUUGUGUCUUGUUUUCCCAAUGUGUUUGUGGCCAGUAAGUUAGAGAGUGUUGUCUAUGCCUCUUGGUCACGAGUUCAAGCUGACAUCAACUGCAUGGAGGACCUUCUCAAGUCUCCUGUCAAGUGGAGGUAUCUCCUCAACACAUGUGGGGCAGAUUUUCCCUUAAAAACCAAUGCAGAGCUUGUUCGCUCCCUGAAAAAUCUCAAUGGAAAGAAUAGUAUGGAGUCAGAAGUCACACCCUCACACAAAAAAGCCCGCUGGGAGUACCAUCAUAACAUCACCAAUACUGUGACUCGAACAGGUAUUAAGAAGACCCCUCCACCCAUCGGCACCCCUAUGUUCUCUGGGAAUGCAUACUUUGUUGUUACUAGAGAGUUUGUAGAAUAUAUCUUUAAGACUCCAGAGAUCCAGAACUUCAUGGAAUGGGAGAAGGACACGUACAGCCCAGACGAGCACAUGUGGGCAACACUACAUAGGAUGCCUUCGGUGCCUGGCUCCAACCCCCCCAAUGAAAAAUUUGAUGAGUCGGACAUGCUGGCCAUAGCGAGGUUGGUCAAGUGGAGUUAUCAUGAAGGAAACAUAAAGAAUGGAGCACCAUAUCCACCAUGCACUGGGACAUAUAGACAUGCAGUGUGUGUUUAUGGAGCAGGGGACCUGAACUGGAUUCUGAAGCAGAAACAUCUCUUUGCUAACAAAUUUGACCCACAAGUGGAUGAUAUUGCUAUAAAAUGCAUGGAGGCUUUUUUACGGUACCAAUCAAUUUAUGGUCAGUCUUUAUUUAGCAUAGGUAAAACAAAAAUAAUUCAAUAAUGCUGCUACACAUUUACAGAAUGUAUACCAGCUGUGUACAUUUUUUCAAGUUUAUUCAAGAAAAUAUUCUAUUGUUCAAAGUUCAUGAACCUUAAUGUAGCGAAGUCAGUAAUAUUUGAAAUUAGCUUUAACAGUUAAAAGAUUUUAACACUAGUAAAACAGACAAACUUCAGAAGAGUGUGUAUGUGUGUCUGCGUGUGUGUCUGCUUGUGGGUGAACUCAGUCUCAUGGCAAUAGAUGAGAGAACUAUUAGCAAGCAGUUAAUUGUAAGACUUUGUUACAGAUUUUAAAUCAAGACUAAAAACACUUUUAUAAGUUGGCUUUUUAAUCUGUGCUUCUGUUUUAAGUGUUUUAUUUGUUUGAUGUUUUUUUUUUCUUUUAAAUACUCAGUAUUUUAUUUGUCAUUUUAUAUUGUAUUCUAUGUACAGCAUUAAAAUUAAAUAAAAAAUCUUUUGUUUUCAAUGUGCUUUAUAAAUUAAAUGUACUUACUUGUAUGGUCAAAAUAAGGUUCUUUUAUGCAUUUUGCCAGAGACAUUAUGCAAGUGCUAAUUCUCUAUUUGUUAAAAGAAUAAAGACAAUACACUGUA
Ictalurus punctatus (channel catfish) is the source of this 1980-nucleotide messenger RNA. RefSeq names its product beta-1,3-galactosyl-O-glycosyl-glycoprotein beta-1,6-N-acetylglucosaminyltransferase 3. The transcript has a single exon. Lineage: Eukaryota; Metazoa; Chordata; Actinopteri; Siluriformes; Ictaluridae. Gene Ontology annotation, cellular component: membrane. The record is from RefSeq and is a predicted model, not a curated record. Gene Ontology annotation, molecular function: acetylglucosaminyltransferase activity. The coding region runs from base 92 to 1393 and encodes 433 amino acids.